Engraulis encrasicolus (European anchovy) is the source of this 3158-nucleotide messenger RNA. RefSeq names its product ADAM metallopeptidase domain 11 (gene adam11). The record is from RefSeq and is a predicted model, not a curated record. Bases 385 to 2853 code for a protein of 822 amino acids. Gene Ontology annotation, molecular function: metalloendopeptidase activity. Gene Ontology annotation, biological process: proteolysis. The transcript has 26 exons. NCBI's taxonomy places the organism in Eukaryota, Metazoa, Chordata, Actinopteri, Clupeiformes, Engraulidae.
CACACACAGCCUUCACAUCAACACAGACACCACACACACCCUCCGUUCCACCAUGACCGUAGUGCAUGCACGGCGAUUGGCAAGACAUUAAUUUUGCAUAUUUGUUUUACCGACACAUUUUUUCUUUUCAUUGAUCGAUUCCUCAAUACAUAUUUUUUUCUUUUAAGCGCCACCCUGUCUCAGAUCUAAUGCGCCUGUCCACAUAGGUUUGAAGACGGGAGCGGAGGGUUGUGAAAAUAGAGAGAUCUCCUCACCAGCUUUUUCAUAGUCGUUUUUUUCUGUCCCUCUCCUUUCCUUGUGCUCGGCCGUUUUUUUCUUAUCGUGAAUUCGUCUCUCGGUAGCAACUAACUGCUCGAUGAGGGAGCACGGGACUAUGUGAACAGGAUGCUCGCAGUGCGGUGCCUUGUGUUUGCUGCAGUGAGCGCGAGGCUUUCCGUGGCAGGUAUCAGAAGCGAAUCUGUAUCGCGGGAUGCAAGUGUGUGGGACUGGGUAUUCCCGGAGAAGGAGCGGGGGGAGAAUAGCGCGGCGCCUGAGGAAUUGGUCCAGCCUCGCCGGCUCUUGCUGCAGCGCGACUCGGAUGGAGAGGCGGCACACCCCCGCCUCGAUACCCACUUGAGGGACACCCCCGACGGCCCAACGCCUGUUCAUCUGGCCCAGAGUAGUUUCCAGGUGGAUGGAUUCGGCCACACCUUCGUCCUGGACCUGGAGCUCAACCAUGAUCUGCUGACAUCAGACUAUGUGGAACGGCACUUUGAUGAGCAGGGAAAGCCGGCGCUAUCUGCGGGAGGGGAGCACUGUUACUACCAUGGCAAGCUGAGAGGAGUUCCAGGAUCCUGGGUGGCUCUGUCAACAUGCCACGGAUUGUACGGCUUAUUUUCUGAUGGGCUGUAUUCCUACGGCAUCCAGCCAGCUUUGAACGGGAGCCACCAGCUCAACGGGACCCACCGACUCAGCAAGAUGCCAGACAUCAAACUGCCCUCCUCCUGUCCAGACUGUGCACAGGAAAAGCAAGACAGCAAAAGUAAUGGAGAGGAGGAGGAAGAAGAAGAAGAAGAUGAGGGUUACUAUGGUGACAGCGCUGCCACUCAGAGAAGACCAGAGCACACUGAUGGACUCAGACGCUCCAAGAGACGGGUAUGGAGACCCAGGGUGCAGACUGAGACCAAAUACAUCGAACUCAUGGUCAUCAACGACUAUGAAAUGUUUUCACUGAUGAAGCGCUCCAUUGCCCAGACCAGGAACUUCGCUAAAGCUGUGGUGAACAUGGCCGAUGCGAUCUACAAGGAGCAGCUGAACACGCGCAUCGUGCUGGUGGCCAUGGAGACGUGGUCGUCUGGUAACCUGGUGACUGUGACCGUGGACCCGUUGGUCAGCCUGGAGAACUUCAUGAAGUACCGCAAGGACAGUGUCAAGGAGGAGGCCGACGUAGUGCACCUCUUCUCGGGCACCACGUUCCAGAGCAGCCGCAGCGGAACAGCUUACUCAGGCGGAGUAUGCUCGCUCACCCGGGGAGGAGGCAUCAACGAGUAUGGGAAUGUGUCUCCUAUGGCUAUCACUCUGUGCCAGAGCCUGGGCCAGAACCUCGGCAUGAAGUGGAACAACAUACGCAACUCUGCAGGUGACUGCAAGUGUCCUGAUGCCUGGCUGGGCUGCAUCAUGGAGGACACUGGAUUCUACCUCCCACGGAAGUUUUCCCGCUGCAGCUUGGACGAAUACCUGCAGUUCCUGCUCCAGGGGGGAGGGAGCUGCCUCUUCAACAAGCCCAGCAAGCUGCUGGAUCCUCCAGAGUGUGGUAAUGGAUUUGUGGAGCAGGGAGAGGAGUGUGACUGCGGCUCCCAAGUGGAGUGUGCCCGCAGUGGUGGGGCGUGCUGUAAGAAGUGCACUCUCACCCAUGAUGCCAUGUGCAGCAAUGGACUCUGCUGCAAGGACUGCAGGUAUGCGCUGAGGGGAGCGGUGUGCAGGGAGGCGGUGAACGACUGCGACAUCCAGGAGACCUGCGCCGGGGACUCCAGUCAGUGUCCACACAACGUACACAAGCUGGAUGGAUACAUGUGUGACAGCAGCAAUGGACGUUGCUAUAAUGGACGCUGCCGGACACUGGAUGGACAGUGCAGAGGACUCUGGGGCUUCAACGCGGCGGACCGGUUCUGCUAUGAGAAGCUAAAUGCAGAGGGCACGGAGAAGGGCAACUGUGGACGCACCCCCGGGGGGCAGGGCUGGACCCAGUGCAAUAAGCCGGAUGUGUUGUGCGGUUUCCUCUUCUGCUCCAAUAUGACGGCUAAGCCGCGGUUUGGAGAGCUACAGGGGGAGGUGACCAGCCUCACCAUCUACCACCAAAACAAGUACCUCGACUGCCGCGGAGGGCACGCGGUGCUGGAGGAUGGCUCUGACCUGGGCUACGUGGAGGACGGCACCCCCUGUGGGCCCAACAUGAUGUGCCUGGAGCGCCGCUGCCUCCCCCUCGCCACCUUCAACCUCAGCACCUGCCCCAGCAGCAACUACGGACUCACAUGCUCCGAGCAUGGGACCUGUAGUAAUGAGGUGAAGUGUAUCUGUGACAGAGAUUAUACAGGGAAGGACUGCAGUGUCUUUGACCCCAUCCCCGACCCCACAAGCCCUCCCGGCCCAGACAAGAAAGGAACAUCCGAAGAGGAAGAUCUGGUGGCGCCUAAGAUCCCUCUCCUCCUCUAUCUGUCGUCUCCGUGUGCGUUCCACUGCCUGUCUGUCUGCGCUGUCUUCCUCCUAAGCAUGUCCUUUCCACCUCGGAGAGGAACACGUCUUCCAUCCUUGACCCUCCCCUUUAAGAACAUCCAAACUCAGAACUUCUGCUUCCGGUCUUUCUUGUCUUCUUGAUUGGUCGUUUAUGUGCGUCUGAAAAAAAGGCCCUCUCAUUGGGGCAGUGGAGCACCUCCCUCCUCCCAUUAUCUUCCAAUCCAAUCACGUCUCUUCAGGUGACCGUAGCCAGUCACUGGAUUGACAACAUGGUCAUUCCCAGAAAGAGAAACGGGUGGUCCGGCUGAAGUUUGCAGACAGCUGUGUGCGUGUGUGUGCGCGCGCGCGUGUGUGUGAGAGAGAGAAUGCAAGUGUCUGUGAGACCUUGAGUGAGUAUGUACCUGUGUGUGUGUGUGUGUGUGUGUGUGUGUGUGUGUGUGUGUGUG